This is a messenger RNA of Sus scrofa (pig), 972 nucleotides long. Its product is annotated as olfactory receptor 8K3-like. The record is from RefSeq and is a predicted model, not a curated record. NCBI's taxonomy places the organism in Eukaryota, Metazoa, Chordata, Mammalia, Artiodactyla, Suidae. Gene Ontology annotation, cellular component: membrane. Gene Ontology annotation, molecular function: olfactory receptor activity; G protein-coupled receptor activity. Gene Ontology annotation, biological process: G protein-coupled receptor signaling pathway.
AUGGUCUGGGUGGACAAAUACAAUCUGACCCUGUUGAAUAAAUUCAUCCUAAUGGGAAUCAUGGACAUCCCUAAGCUGAAGGCUCCACUGUUUGGACUCUUCCUCAUUGUUUACCUGAUCUCAGUGAUGGGUAACCUGGGCUUGAGCAUCCUCAUCAAGAUAGACCAUAGGCUACAAACACUCAUGUACUUUUUCCUCAGACAUCUGGCUUUCACUGAUUUUGGUUACUCAACAGCUGUGGGACCCAAAAUGCUAGCAAAUUUUGCUGUAGAUAAACCUACAAUAUCUUAUCAUUGGUGUGCUACUCAACUCAUGUUCUUCAGUAUGUUUAUCACUAGUGAAAUUUUCAUUCUGUCAGCAAUGGCCUAUGACCGCUAUAUGGCCAUCUGUCACCCUCUGCUCUACAUGGGCCUCACGUCACCAAGAUUAUGUCAGGUACUAGUGACAAUCCCCUACCUAUACAGCCUCUUUUUGUCCUUGCUGACCAUCAUAAAAAUUUUCUGUUCAUCAUUUUGUGGCUAUUAUGUCAUUAGGCAUUUCUACUGUGAUAGUCUGCCUUUGAUAGCUUUGCUCUGCUCAGAUACACAGGAAAUUAAAUUGAUAAUUCUGAUCUUUUCAGCUUUUAAUUUGCUGUCAUCUGUUCUGAUAGUCCUUGGGUCCUAUAUUUUUAUCCUUGCCACCAUUCUCAGGAUGAAUUCUGCAGAAAGAAGGCUCAAGGCUUUCUCCACGUGUGGAUCUCAUUUGACAGUGAUAGUCAUAUUCUAUGGGACUCUAUUCUUUAUGUAUGUGAAGCCCAAUUCCAGUGAUUCCUUUGAUGUUGAUCAAGUGGCCUCCUUAUUUUAUACUUUAGUGAUACCCAUGCUGAAUCCUAUGAUCUACAGUUGGAGGAACAAAGAGGUAAAAAAUGCACUACCUAGAGCCUGGAGAAUGUGUGCAAAUAUUCUUUUUAAAACUCACUGUAGGAUACACUAA